AGGAACGGAGAAUGAAUGAGCUCCUCAAACAAAGUGGCUGUGAGCGUGAUAAUCUGCGGCAAACUGUGCAGGACUGCUUCAUCUACAGAAAUCUGUGUAGCAGCCGAGAAUGACGAGUCACUGGAGCUCAUGCUGUCGGAGGAUACAGCGUCCGACUCAGAGAACAGCCCCAAGUUUGUGGAGUCAGAAGACCUGGACUCUCUGCCGAAGAGGCAGUUCAAGACAGCUGAGAUCGCAGAUGCUGUGAUGGGGACUGAAACCCCCAUCGACCCAUCUGACAUCGAGUCACUGUUCCCCAAGAAUGUGAAAGACUUCAAGUCAGGCUUCUCUCCGCCCUGUGAUGAGAACAGUGCUCAGUGCGGUUCACCUGCUCUGGAUGCAAACGGAGCAUCGCUAGAAGAGAAGGGCUCAGAAUCACCACAGCAGGUCACUCUCGACAUAGUGCGUGCCGACGUCACGGCAACUGAGGAGCAGAACACCACCGAGGCCGCCAAGACGUACAAAGUGAACUGUGAUAAGAGGAACAUCACAGGAAUGGACAACUUCACCGUUCAGGUCCUCAACGCUUCCCAGGACCUGAUGGAGUUCCUCAACGCUAACGGCACAGAGUGCUCCGUGGUGCUCUUCUUCACCUCCUGGUGCCAGUUCUCAGCCAGCCUGGCCCCUCACUUCAACGCCCUGCCGCGGGUCUUUCCCAGCAUGCAUUUCUUGGCACUGGAUGCCUCGCAGCACAGCAGCCUCUCCACGAGGUUCGGGACAGUGGCGGUGCCCAACAUCCUGCUGUUCCAGGGAGCCAAACCCAUGGCUCGCUUCAACCACACCGACAGAACACUGGAGACGCUCACCUCCUUCAUCACUAACCAGACAGGGUUUGAGGCGGACCCCGACAGAAACGUGACGGAUGCUGACCGCCUGGGCCCCCUCCCCAGCAUCCCCAUGAACAGCAUCGACUGGCUGCUGGUCUUCUCCAUCCUCUUCAUCACAGGCUUCAUGCUCUACGCCAUCCUGUGCACCGACAGCAUCCGAUGGCUCAUACCUGGACAGGAGCACGAGCAUCAGGACUGAACACGGCCUGCCAGUCAGCAAGGAUGCAAACUUAUUUCAUGAACAAGUUUAGUUUGUUAAAAUUGCUAAUAAUUUGCUUGUGUUUUAAGUGUUUGGAUGAAAUUGAAUAUUUGCGUGAUUUAUAAUAAACAAUGUCAUGAUG
Messenger RNA from Amphiprion ocellaris (clown anemonefish), 1207 nucleotides. It is a transcript of the gene txndc15, whose product is annotated as thioredoxin domain containing 15. Bases 16 to 1065 code for a protein of 349 amino acids. The record is from RefSeq and is a predicted model, not a curated record. Gene Ontology annotation, biological process: cilium assembly. Gene Ontology annotation, cellular component: cilium. NCBI's taxonomy places the organism in Eukaryota, Metazoa, Chordata, Actinopteri, Pomacentridae. The transcript is spliced from 6 exons.